AUGCCUCAGGCAUCGGGCAGAGUAUACGCCAUGACUAGAGCUAAGGCAGCGGGUUCAGGUAACCUUAUUAUAGGUCAUUGUUUGAUAGUUGGGAAGGCUUGUUGUGUGCUAUAUGACUCUGGAGCGACACACUCAUUUGUGUCAGAUGCAUGUGUGAAAAAGUUGAGUCUGCUGGUGUGUGAGCUGCAGUGUGAACUUGUGGUGUCUACUCCAGCAUCGGGUUUGGUCAGGACGUCGUCCUUGUGUGCUAGGUGUCCGGUAGAGGUAGAAGGACGGAGGUACAAAGUGAAUCUGAUCUGCCUACCUCUACAAGAGUUGGAAGUGAUCUUGGGGAUGGAUUGCCUAUUUGCCAACCGCAUCCUUAUAGAUUGUCGAGAGAAAAGGUUGUUGUUUCCCAACUCAAAGGAGCCUGAGUUGUUAUCAUCCUAG
Vigna unguiculata (cowpea) is the source of this 429-nucleotide messenger RNA. RefSeq lists its product as uncharacterized. NCBI's taxonomy places the organism in Eukaryota, Viridiplantae, Streptophyta, Magnoliopsida, Fabales, Fabaceae. The record is from RefSeq and is a predicted model, not a curated record.